Solea solea (common sole) is the source of this 3335-nucleotide messenger RNA. Its product is annotated as tumor necrosis factor receptor superfamily member 4. Bases 1460 to 2290 code for a protein of 276 amino acids. The record is from RefSeq and is a predicted model, not a curated record. NCBI's taxonomy places the organism in Eukaryota, Metazoa, Chordata, Actinopteri, Pleuronectiformes, Soleidae. Gene Ontology annotation, molecular function: signaling receptor activity; cytokine binding. Gene Ontology annotation, biological process: regulation of cell population proliferation. The transcript has 7 exons. Gene Ontology annotation, cellular component: external side of plasma membrane.
CACAAAAAACUGUUAAUCAUACACUUUGCAACUUGUGCCAGUCAGUCACCUAUGGACCAAAAUAGUAUCAUGUAAAGUCAUUUGCUUCUUCCUAGGAAAAGUAAACCCCCAAAAAACGUUUUUAUGAUUAUUAUGAAAGGAAAAACUCAUUGUAGAAACAUACAACUGACAGUAUAGGAGCAUCACAGUGUUUAGGACAUGCAUUGUGUCAUUUCUUUACUUUAACUUCAUAAAAGAAAAGAGCUGAGCUCAUAUCAUUCUGCCCCAUUCUGAUCCGUACACCCCGUCAUGUAGAGAUAAAUAAUUGAUUCUCCACUAAUACACAUCUUGACAAGUGUAAAUUAAAUUCUAUCUUUGCAAAAAAAGUCCAGUCUGGUCUGUCGAUAAAUUUUCAGCUUGCAAAUUUGACGUAGUCUAUAUUAUGACGUAAAUGUAAACCGGGUUAGGGUUUACCCUAACCCAGUUAAAAUUAGGUGUUAUGGGUCGCUGUAAAUAACCAAAAAAACAUUUGUGGUGCUCUUAUUUAAAUGAUUUUCACAUUUUCAUAGAAUUGCAUUGAUUAAAGUAUGUUUCCUUUUAAAUCUGUUUUCAAGAAGUCGAGCUUUCGCCAUUUGUGUGGUUUGUCUAUCUUGCUAAUCGAAAAUGUGUGGGGAGUAGUUUCUGAGAAAACUGCAUCAUUACCGAACGAAAACUACAAAGUACAUACCCAAUUUCCUACUUAUGGUUGCUAACCCAAGUAGUCUGAAGUUGUGUUUCAUCAUAGAUAAUGGUAUUCUUUUUUCACCCCAAAACUUAAAGAAUUGAGAAGGCUCUUCACUGAUUUUGUCAGGGUUUUUCUAAGUGUCAAUGCUGAUGCAAAAAACAAACUGUUAUUAAAUGAUUUGUUAAGCAGCGUCCAAAAAAAUCUCUAUGCUUGAGCCUAUUUCUAAACUCUGUUCAUAUUGCUAUGACCAUAUGUCCUUUUGCCUAUCUCAGGUCUGUCCCUUUCUCGCUAUCUCUGUACCUAUAGACAUGAAGAUACAGGACUGAGGAAUAUUUCGGUUUACAUAUUUCUCUCUUUUUUGUUGUUUUGUUUUUGCAUUUAAAGCCUGAGCGUUUUUGUAGUAAACCAAGUUGAUAUUUUCCCCCUGAUUAAAAAAUCCUCCUUAAAUAUUCAGCACAUGGACACAAUAGUUACAUUUUAGUGAGAAAGACAUUAUGAUACAUUACUAAGUUUUAACUUUAUCUGUGGUCUUUGCUCCUGUUUGUGAGAUGUGAUAUUUCACAUUUUUUUCCACUUGAAUCAGACGAGUUGUGGAUUGGAUGAUUAAAACCCACAAGAACAUGUGGGUUUUCCCGUCAUAUUUUGCGCAGGUGGUUGUAGAGGUGAAGAUGCCUCAUCUGUUGUGUCUCGCUCAGUUUCUGUACGAGUUCACGGAGGGAAUGCACACGGUAGCACUUACUCACUGAAUCACUGAAUAUGUUUCCCGUCAAAUUUCUCCUACUUUUGUUGACUUUUUAUGGACUCAUUGUGGAGUUGGAUGCCACUAUUUGCCCAAAAGGUCAAAAAGUUAAGAGGAUUGGGGGUAAGAGAUACACAUGUGACGCUUGCCCUGAUGGAUAUUACCAGCCCACAGAAAAUGACUCUCAGAAGUGCAUCACAUGUAAAACGUGUAAUGCAGACUAUGGGAGUAAGAUUAUACAGGUGUGCACAAAGGAGACGGAUACAAAAUGUGCCUGCCGCGCAGGCUUUAAUACCUCUUCCCCCGAUUUUACCAUUUGCAUAUGUAACCGUGGAUUUGGGCUGAAAAAUGGAGAGUGUUCACGAUGUGAGGAAGGAUUUUUCACCAGUCACGUCAACGCACAGUGUCGAAAGUGGAAAGAAUGCAAGUCAGGAGUGAACACCACAGGAACCAGCACCAAAGACGUCAUCUGCAAUGAGAUGAGUAAUCCUGGAAUCAAAACCGACAUCACCUUCACAUCCCAACGUCCACAGGAAGAGACCCGCUCGCACACAAAGUUCACCACUAUCAGCAGCACCAUCUCACCUCCUACAGUCACCACAAAACAAAUAGGAAAAGGGGACUCCCCCACCAGUGCCAACACAGGCAAUUACAUAGGUUUGUUCCUCCUCAUGUUCGGAAUUGUUGGCCUGCUUCUUCUGACCACGGUGACCUGCAAGCUGCACAUCGCUCAAAAUGUGCAAAGAAAACCAGCAGAGCAAACAAAGGACUCGGUGUGGAAGAGGCCAGUGGAGGAGAGUGGCGAUGGCAGCGAAUUGUCCGUCAAACUGAACAUGGGGGAGCCUUGAAGUGAAACUUUCCUCGACACCAAUGUGUCACUUGAUGGUGUGAAAUUAACACAUGAAAGGUGUUAUUUAUUCAUUCAUUCAUUCAUUCAUUCAUACAUGACAUUACGUUGCUGGUUUUACUCUCACGUCAGGUCUGUAUAUUUAUGCUGUUGUUGUUAUUAUUAUCCGGAUUCACGUUCUGAGCUGUGGUCAAUAUUUGACUAAUAUUCGUAAUUUCAGGGGAAUCUGAACCAUCUGUGUGUAUCAUACAUUACUUUUUACAGUAAAAAGUAUUACUCAUAUUAAUCAUUAGUAGAAUUUUGUAAGAGAUACCCUUUAACGGGGCAAGUGACAAGUUUCUGAGAAAUACAGAGUAUGAAGAGUGUUCUAAUGGGUUUUGUAUCAACGGAGACCACUGAUCCAAACCGUUAUGAACCGCUAAAUAUUAUAGAAAUGAUUAUAUUUUUUAUCAGUGUGUUUGUCUUGUCUUUAUUUGGUCAUGUUUUUCGUUUAUCAGUUCUGUUCCACUGGUGACAAUUAUGAUGAAGCCAGUAAUGGUAAAAACAUGCUUUCAGUAGCAUGUGGGGUUGGGGGAGUUUCCCCUUCUUCUUUUUUUUUCCAACUGAAAAACACUUCCUCUAAUGUUUUUAUGUCAACUGUCGGAGAGACCGACAUUAUAAUGUGAAGACUUUCGUGUUUUUAUAACUCAGAUCAGUGCACCCACGCGAGUUAUGAAAGCACACCUACAUUAUCCUUUAUUCAGCUAUUUGUGUUUUGCAAAAAAAAAAAAAAAUCAGAUAUAUGAUUGAUGGCUUGAAAUGUAGUUCCAUUAGCUCUUUGUUUCUAUAGGAUCUGUAUUUCUUAAACUGAGACAUGCUUUGAAGAAAAUUAAUUAACCGGUAUUUCUUGUUUAGAAUACAUUUUGUACAAAAUAAUGCGUGUGUGUCAAUGUAUGUGUGUGUGUGUGUACGUGUGCUCUUAAUUUUGAAAAAAGAAACUUAGAAAUGUAGAAAUGCAUUGCACUGUCCAGUCUGUUUUCAAAUUGCAUCGUGUGAAUAAUAAUAAA